Molecule: messenger RNA, 1065 nt
Organism: Pleuronectes platessa (European plaice)
Lineage: Eukaryota; Metazoa; Chordata; Actinopteri; Pleuronectiformes; Pleuronectidae
Gene: hoxb1b
Product: homeobox B1b
Biological process (GO): regulation of transcription by RNA polymerase II
Cellular component (GO): nucleus
Molecular function (GO): RNA polymerase II cis-regulatory region sequence-specific DNA binding; DNA-binding transcription factor activity, RNA polymerase II-specific
Source: RefSeq, a predicted model, not a curated record
AUGGACGAGCCUGCAGACUUGACAGACUGCUGUAGGUCCUUCGCCAUUGGCGUUCCGCGGGUCACAUGGUGUCAGGAAGGUGAUAUGAGGGUGGAAGAGUUUUACAGCUUUGACAUACUACCUAGGGUUAGGGCACAGGGAGCACCGAUUAAUGACUGCUCAGUCUUUAUCACUUCUGCAAACAAAGGCUCCAGGAUGAACUCCUACUUAGACUACCCCGUGUGCAACCGGGGAGCGAACCUCUUCAGUGCCAAGGCCGGAUACCACAACUUAAACCACGGAUACAUGUCGUCCAGCUCGUGCGCAACAAGUGAUAGUUACGCACCGGAUGGCCGCUUGGUCGCCGCGACGUCUGCGCCCCACCAGACGCCGAGCCUCCCCCUGCACCACCAGACACACGUCAACUUGGACCUGCAGUUCUCCUCGCCGGGGAGCUCCAUGUACGGGUCGCCUCUGGAGUUCGGACACCACCAGUACGGCCUGGCUCCCGAGCAGGACCGGAACUUCAUCCAUGCGCAGGUUUCCCCCCUCGGAACAAACAUGGCCCCUUACACCGGGGACAGCUGCGGGCCUGGGGUGGCAGCGGGCGGCCACUAUCUGCACUUCGGUAACGGAGAGCAGAGGCAGCAAGAAUAUACAGACAGUGUUUACACAAGGUUACCGCCCCAGAGCAAGGAGAAUGACUUGGAGCAUGUGGAGGAAACGUCUAAAACAUUCGAUUGGAUGAAAGUGAAGAGGAAUCCUCCCAAAACAGCGGGCCUGUCCGAGUUCCCCGGCCAGCACAACGUGAUCCGCACCAACUUCACCACCAAGCAGCUGACGGAGCUGGAGAAAGAGUUCCACUUCAACAAGUACCUGACGCGGGCACGGAGGGUGGAGGUGGCCGCCAGUCUGGAGCUCAACGAGACGCAGGUGAAGAUCUGGUUCCAGAACCGCAGGAUGAAGCAGAAGAAACGGGAGAAGCUCGGCUCCUCUGUGUUGAACAACACCCCGGCACCUGUGGAGAAAGUCUCCGGCCCUGAAUCCUCUCCAAAGGAGAAGGGGAAAGACUCUGGACCAUUAUAA